CCCCCAAUUGUGCUUCAAUGGAACCUUUAUCAUCAGAUAGACAGUUAUGGAAUUUGGUUGCUCCACUUGACCAUGAGUGUCGUGGGCAAACUAAAUAUGUAAUCUCUGAUGAUGCGGAAGAUGAUGUUUUUCGAUGGAAGUUAGAGCCAGGUGAAUGUGUUUCCUCUGUGAGAGAUUUCUGUGCAAUUAUUCCAGGAUGUGUAAUGCCAUCAUGGUUUCCAAAUAAAGAAUAUGAUGAGAUGAGAAUGGAAUAUGAGAUAAAAGUGGACAUACCUGCAUAUUACCGUGAUAGUGAAUGGUGUGGAAUUGUUGUAUGCUUUCUUAUCUCAUGCGAUUUGGCUAUUCGUUGGAGUAGCAAAGCUGCAGAAGAUGAUGGUUAUAUAUGGCAGGAAUGGGGGCGCAGGAUUUUACUUUGGAGUAACGAUCCUCACCAAUGCAUAAUGGUGUUGGAAUUAAAUCAGAAAACAUGUUGGCAGCACCUAAGGGCUCAUCAUAACAAUUCUCUUCACAUUAAACUGUCUUUAGUGAAUGCUUUUGAGGUUGAUGAGAUAGAAAUAAAGGGAUGGGGAUGGAGAGUGCUAUGUAAAGAAGAGAUACAACAGUGGUGCGUUCUCAAUCAUUUCAACCAACCUCCUUCUCCUCCUCAUGAUCCCAUCAACCUUCCGUGGAGACUGCUUCGCAAAUUCAUUAUGGAGAUGUACUAAUCA
Molecule: messenger RNA, 707 nt
Organism: Neltuma alba
Lineage: Eukaryota; Viridiplantae; Streptophyta; Magnoliopsida; Fabales; Fabaceae
Exons: 3
Coding region: 18-704 (228 amino acids)
Source: RefSeq, a predicted model, not a curated record